Messenger RNA from Poecilia reticulata (guppy), 1427 nucleotides. Lineage: Eukaryota; Metazoa; Chordata; Actinopteri; Cyprinodontiformes; Poeciliidae. The record is from RefSeq and is a predicted model, not a curated record.
CAUCUUAACAGAAACAAAGAUGAACUUCUGCAGUAUGUGAAGAAUUUUCAACCUCAAAAUGAAGAAGUCAAAGCCAUCAGAGUUUUACUCCACGGCCCAGUCGGUGCAGGAAAGUCCAGCUUCAUCAACUCUGUCAACAACGUCUUACAAGGCAGAAUGACCAAUAGAGCUCUGACCAGCACCAUAACCUCUGAUCAAAGUUUCACAAAAGAGUACAAAACCUAUAAAAUCAAGAAAGAAGGCAGAGAGGUUUAUCCCUUUGUGUUCAAUGACGUCAUGGGUCUAGAGGAAAAAACUGGAGUCAAAGAAGAAGACAUCAAACUGGCCUUAAAGGGUCAUGUGAAGGAUAAUUAUAAGUUCAAUCCUGUAGCUUCCCUUUCUGAAGGUGAUCAUGGCUACAACUCUUCCCCGUCCAUCAGUGACAGAGUUCAUGUUCUGGUCUGCAUUUAUGACGCUAAUGCAGCACAAAUGAAGCUGCCUGUUUUACAGAAAAUGAGGGAAAUCAGAGAAGCAGCCAGUGAGCUGGGAAUCCCUCAGAUGGCGAUUCUCACCCACAUUGAUUCAGCCUGUGGGGUAACAGAGAAAAAUCUGAGAAACGUCUACAGGAGCAAACAUUUAAAGAAAAAAAUGACUGACUUCAGCGCCAGUCUGGGGAUCCCAAUGAACUGCAUCCUCCCAAUGAAGAACUACAGUCAUGAAACUCAGCUGAAUCCAGAUGUCGACACUCUGAUCCUGAGUGCUCUGAGGCUGAUGAUUGACUUUGGAGACGACUACACUGACACACUGUGAAGAUACAGAACUGUUUGUGGGGAUGUGCACGAAAAUCACAACAGUAAUAUAGUUCAUAUCAGUGAAAAAUUAUGAAGUGAAAUAAAAUAUUUAAUAUUCAAAAAGCGUUAGGGCUUUAAAAAUAAACAUCUGUCGCGGCUUUGAUUAUAGUAAGUUUGAUUUUUCUUUAAAUUAGUUUAAUUUAAAAAAUCAGUCAGGUGUAGGCGCCAUAGAAGUUGCAGCAGACAACAAAAUGACUCUGAAGAAAUAAAGAUGAUGUUUUAGUCAACAAAGGAGUAAAAUAAGGACAAGACAUUAGAUCAGGUAGAGGAAGAGAAACUGUUUCAUCUAAAUAAAUGUGUUGAUGAUUAACCACAAAGACCCUCUGAGGAAGGCUGGACUCAGUUUUCUGUAACAUUCAUCAAACUUUCCUGUUAGUUUGAAAUUGCUAAAGAUUAAGAAACCUUAAUAAAAGCUGUUUACUGUGAUAGAGAUUCUGAGAGUGAAGAAUCUGGCCUGAGUGAGUGGAGGCAUGUGUUGUUCAUUUUAUUAUUACGCUAUGCACUGCAUACAGCACAGAUAAAACCUGACCUGAAGAGAUUUUACUCUGUUAUUAUUGCAAAAACACUUAAAAUAAAGCUUAAUUUUUAAUAUUCUAA